AUGGCCUACCCGGGCAACAAGUCGCGCUCCAACUCGUUUCUCUCCAUGUCUGCCCUCUCGCCCCCGAGCACGCCCUUCCUGCUCUCCUCCCCCGCCUCCAACGCAGGCCCCGGCGCUGGCCCGAGCGGCGCCCUCGCACGCUACUCCGUCCCCUCCACCCCGCUGCUCUCCAUCCCGAACCCGAACCCGAGCCCGAGCCCAAGCCCAAACCCGUCCUUCUUCGCGUCCCCCGCCCGCAAGCUCCUCAUGCCCACCGUUCGCCCCCCGCGCCCCGCCCCGUCCUCCGCCUCCAACAGCCCCGUCGGCCCCUCCCCCCUCUCGCCCAAGUCCCCCCGCCCGCGCCCCACAGCCGCCACGAAGCUCAUGCGCGCGCGCUCCGCCUCCGUCAACACCCCGCUCCCCCCAGCCCCUACCCUGCCCCCGCCGCCCCCGCGCGACGCGGGCAAGGACUGGCUCGGCAGGCGCUGCAGGUUCGACGUCGUGCAGGACCUGCUGGAGCUCGAGGGGUACCAGAUCUACGCGGUCGAGAAACGAGGUGUUGACGCGGCGUGCCGCGCCGGGUGCAGGGUCACGGAACGCGCGCGCUCGGUCAUCACCCUCGCGGUGUACACGGGCGAUCCUCUGCAUAAAAUUACGGUCACCGCGCUAGCUCCGGCCCCCGCCCUCUCGCCACAAGAAGCUCAGGCCGAGUGGGACCGUGCCAUACGCGAUCUUCGCCAGGCAGGCGCGCGCCCAAAGGAGACGGAGCAUGGCACACUGAUGGUCACCUCGCUCGCCAACUUCCGGUCAGACUUUACGAUCGUCCAUAUCCCGAGCGGGUUCUUCCUCGAGGCCCGCGAGCAUCUCUACGCGAACAUCAACCUCCUUCGCAUGGGCUGCUCCGGACGCAGCGCGCUCACGCUCGAGGAACCCAGCGAUACGACCAAGGAUCGCUUCCUCACCAUGUACCACGUGCCAGAUCGCGCGCGCGCCCCGGAAUCGUUCGGCCGCACGACGCUCGAGCUCGUCAUGCUCCUCCAAGCGGGGCUCGCCAUCUUUGGAAUGUUCGACCCCGCGCCCGAGGAGCGGAACGGCUUGUUGUGCGACGCGACGGUCGACGGGAUCCAGCGCUGGGUCGCGGAGAUCGGGGAGCCGUGGUUGGGUGUCGAGCCGACGGAGCGCGUCGCGGAUCCGAUGAUCGUUUCUGCGUUGCUGAGCCUGGUCACGAGCAUGCGGAGCAAGCUGUAUGUGCUCGGGUUCGGUCAGAUCGUGCCGAAGGACCCGUUCCUCGAGCCGCACGCGUUCGUCCAGGUGCUGUACUCGCUGCACACCUCGCGGCUGUUCUCCUCGUUCCCUCCGCCGCCGUCGCCGCCCUACUUCACGUACGAGGCCGUGCGCUUGAUCGACCGCGCGUACGGCAAAUACCGGCAGUCCGAGGUGUACAAGCCGCACCGCGUGCUCCUGAACAAGCUCGACGACCUCACGACGGACCUGCGCACCAGCGCGAGCAGCGGGGGAGGAGGAGGCGGCGGUGGCGGCGACGGCGGCGGGGCUGCGGGGGCUAUGGGGGGCGGGCACGCCAACUCGCAUGCGCACACGGCGGAGGCGACGUCGGACCUGAGUGCGUUUGUGCGGCUCGUGGUGGCGGCGGGCGGGAAGGAGGGCGCGGCGAGCUUGCGGUAUUUGUGGACGGGUCGGUUGGUGCAGUUGGUGGAGAAGCGGCGGGAGAAGGUCGGGAGCGACGGGGAGCGGGGUUGGGAGCGGGAGCGGGAGAGGGACAAGGACGAGGUGAGGAACGAGGGGACGGACGGCAAGUCGACAGAGGACGAGGGGGAAGCGAAGCGGUGGAGGAACGGGCGGAGGGUGCAGCGCAAGAUCGAGUCGUGGACGAGCGGAUCGAAGAAGCAGAGCGUCGAUUUUUCCGCCCGGAUCGGCAGCGGGAGCGCGUCUGGGGCCGGCACCGCUAGGCCUGGGCACGCCCUCGACGCCGCGCGUCUGCACGAUCGCUCGCCUUCCCUGCCGCAGGUCAUCGUCUCACGGGAAGCAGGCGAGGACGAGGAGAUCCUCAGCAGCGGCCAGGUCUCGCCCGCCUCGCAGACACACUAUUUCCUCAGCAGCAGGGCGCUGCUCCCCGACCCUGCGCUGCUGCCGCAGAGCCAGCCGUACCCGCAUCACCUUUCCGAGUACGAUCGCCGCCUGUCCGAGUUUAACCUCAAGCGCCCUGUGCGCCCGUCGUACCAGAAUAGGGUCACCAGCUGGUCCGACCCCGUCAGUGCGCGAGGUCUCACGGACCCUGCCUCGCAAUCGCGCAGAGGAAGCGGGGCGGGCGUCGAUGGCGCCGACGAGCCACAGAAUAUAUCGCUGAGGGGUGUCGUCGGCGAAGGAGCCGCCAAGGAUGACAUGUCAAUCAUGAGCAUACGGAGGCGGGACUUGGAGGAGGGCCCUAUGCUCGUCAGGCGUCGUAGCUUUGACCACGCGUCGGGGGUAGCGGCCGGCCGGAUCCUGCCCCUGGAAAGGAUGAAGAUAGACGUCGAUCUGUGCGGACAGUUGCUCAUCAUGCGACGGCGCGAACGGCAUCUCGAAGGCGUCGUCGCGACAUUACAUGUCCUUACGCGCAUGCUCUCCAAGACAACCGCGCAACUGCGCGAGGACUACCAGGUGCACCAGCACCUGCUCGCCGCCGUCGACGCGCGCACGAAGCUCAUAGCCGACAUCGCAGAGGCGCGGCUCGCCGCAGACGCGAUGCUGCAGGACACGCGCGCGCGCGCGUACGAGACGGGUCAUUUCCGGCCGCAGGCGCUCUGGGACAGCGUCGCGCCGCAGCGCGCGCAGGUCUUCGCGCUGCGCGAGCGCGUGUUCGGCACUGGGCGCCGGGUCGUGGCGCGUGCCGGGUCGGGCGCAGAUGCGGCGGGGGGAGCGGGGUCGGGCGUCAGGUCCGGCGCGGGGGGGAGGUUUGACAGGCUGCAGUGGACGCUCGACGGGCGGGCGCGGAUGGUGGACGCGCUAGGGCGGACGGAGGAGGAGGCAGAGGAGGAGCGGGGCCUGGAGGAGGAGGACGUGUUGGAGGAGGAGGGGGAGGGGGUGUUGGAGAGCCAGCCGAUGGGGCCGGCGUGGUUGCUGAAGUUUUUCGAGAGCUGGGGGCUGCGUUGGGGCGGCAAGGCGAAGAAGGCAAAGGAGAUGGAGGGCACGCAGGCUGCGGACGUGGGUGCGGCCGAGUGGAGCGAUACGCCUGUGCCCGGGACCAGUGGGAGUGGGAACGCUUCGGAAAUUGGGCCCGCAUCGCCCCAGGAGAUGGACGUGGACGCGGACGCGAAGAAGGAAACGCGAGCGCGAGAUAACAUCGACGCCGCAGCCUCCCCCACGCCAUUGGUCGAAGCUGCCGGGGCCAAUGAAUCGGACGAGAACGACUGA
This is a messenger RNA of Heterobasidion irregulare TC 32-1, 3390 nucleotides long. RefSeq lists its product as uncharacterized. The record is from RefSeq and is a predicted model, not a curated record. Bases 1 to 3390 code for a protein of 1129 amino acids. Gene Ontology annotation, cellular component: Sin3-type complex. NCBI's taxonomy places the organism in Eukaryota, Fungi, Basidiomycota, Agaricomycetes, Russulales, Bondarzewiaceae. The transcript is spliced from 12 exons.